AUGGUCAAUCAUCUCAUUUCUCUUCUUGACUACUCGUCUCUCGACAAAGUAUUUGUCGUUUCACAUGAUUGGGGUACUCUACCAGCCAGUCGAUUUGUUUUGUAUUAUCCUGAACGAACAUUGGGUCUUGUUUUACUCAGUAUUGGAUAUCAAGUACCGGGAAUGUUGGAUUUUGAUCAAGCACUUAAAAAUUCAAAAGAAUUCUGCGAAUUUGAAACUUUGGGCUAUCGGCAAUUUUUUGAUUCUGAUGAAGCGGCCAAGUUUAUUGAAAGCAAUUUGGAAAGUUUCAUUGACUUACUGUUUGCAAGUAAUGCAACGCUUAUCACAACGGCUCUGGUUCCACUUGGUAAACUGCGACAAUGGCUGAGAAGCGGACGAAGAACAAAUCGUGUUUCAUUUAUGACAGAAGACGACUUCGAUGUAAUUCAUCAAUUUCUUGUCAAUGCCGUACGGUCUAAACUUAACUGGUAUAAGGCAGCGGUUGGUAAUAUUAAUUGGAAUGACGAAAUGAAUCUCGAUCCAAAUAUUAAGCGACCAGUUCUUUUUAUUAGAGAUGCACUUAGAUAUCCAUGUCUAACUCCGUUUUGGGCACGACAAAGUCAAUACAUAAGCGAUGAGGAAGUGAUUGAUUUCGAAACAGGUCACUGGAUUAUGAAAGAAGAGCCAGAAGCAGUUAAUCAAGCAAUCGGAAAAUGGAUUGAGAAAAUUCUAUAA
This is a messenger RNA of Didymodactylos carnosus, 714 nucleotides long. The record is from the annotation of a GenBank genome assembly. NCBI's taxonomy places the organism in Eukaryota, Metazoa, Rotifera, Eurotatoria, Philodinida, Philodinidae.